AGGAGAAGCAUCGGGCCUCCAGUUACCAGUUUCUCCUUCCCACUCUCCCAACUCUGUUGCCCUCCUCAGUGCAAACCCGCCGAAUCCCAGAGGCAGCUGUCCUGGCAAGCUGCGAGGCGGCCGCGGGUGCCCCCAACUUUAAGACUAACUGAAGCUUCGACCCAUCCUUGGGGGCGGGGGAGGUUUCAUAUGACGACUUCAGCGCCCUCCUGGGUUGAAUCUGGACUUAGAAAGCCGGCACAUAUCCGUCUUCUCCGGACUGGCUCCAAUCACAUCUGGAUCCCAAGAGCAGUGGUGUUCAGUGGAGCCCACGGGAGCUCCGCAGCCUCCUGCGAGGGGCAAAUUCCCUCCGUCCGGGGCAUUUUCCCCGCUUCCUCUGACUUUGUGCCCAUCGGCUGAUUUGGGUUCAUGGAGCUCGGGUUGUGGUUCCUCUUUGGACUUACUGUGACCUCCACUGCAGGGUUUUUGUCUCCCCCGGUGCCUCGUCCGGAGGCAGGGACAGCUGGAGGGGGCGGGGGCCCCAGGGUUCCUGAAACCCGGGAAAGCGAUGGAGAAGAGAAUGAAGCAACGAUCAGGCAGCUGAGCCCGACUGGGUCCGGACAGGACAAGGGCGCGAGCAGGUCCAGGGAGCCCAGGCGGGCAUCGGUGGGGGCAGGAGAGAGCCCUGCACGCAAGAGAGAAAAGCGCUGCACUUGCUACACUUACAAGGACAAGGAGUGUGUGUACUAUUGUCACCUGGACAUCAUCUGGAUCAAUACGCCAGAGCGGACUGUACCAUAUGGGCUCUCCAAUUACAGAGGCAGUUUCCGAGGCAAGAGAUCUGCAGACCCUAUAAGCAGGAGCUUACCACCAUUUAAAGGGCCACUGAAUAGAUGUUCUUGCACAGAGAAAGAUGAUGAUGCCUGCCUUCAUUUUUGCACCAGAACUGAGGACAACAGAAGUAAUUCAAGGACAGUAGAAAAACAUCAAGACAAAGAGAUGGAACAGCCUCCUGAAAAGUGGCCUUGAUAGCACAAAAGCUGUAUCAAUAGAGAUUAGUUGAAGGUAAGAAAAGAAGAAACAAGAAGACCCUUUAUCUCCAAUAAGAGAAACAAAUGAAUGCUUCAGGCAACCAUCAGAUUUCACCGUGUGGUGUCCCUGCAUUCAUAAUAUUCUAAAGAGAAGGGAAAACUGCUGAAGAAUUUUGCAUUCUGUGACACCCUGUUCUCCAACUGCUCCUACUACUGGGACACAUAGGAUUCAAAUUUCCAUUCUUCUCAGUCGAAGGAAUGAAUUUCACUCAGAAAAUUAGCCAGUUUUUUCAUCAAAAUGGCAUGUCCCAGUCCAAAGAGUAGCAAAAUAAAACUAGACAAGUUUCUCUAAUGGAUAAAAUACUCCCAGAUGUGCUCUGGAGGGCAAGCCAUCCAACAACUCUGGUUUCAGGCGGAAAGUUGCAUUUGGAGAAGUGUGGCAAGUUAGAAAGACACUCACUUGCAUCUAUACAUAAAUCACAUCCUAAAUAAGUAGAUAGAAAACUAUUUACAAAUGUAAACAAAUGUCCUUACUAUAAUAAAUGCCAAAUAUCUAUGCAGAUAAUACAGAAAAAUCACAGCUGAUAACUUGUAUCUGAAAAUAUAGCAGGCUAGCAUUCUAUGAAAUUAGCCACUUAGUAAGUUUUCCACAUAAGACAGGAAUCAAAUCUACCCUGGUGGUUAUGAUUCCGAAACUUGCAGUACUUAAUGUAAUGAAAUCUGACAAUAGCAUUACUCUUCAAAAGAAUAUAUCUCAAGGAUGAAAUUGCAUCUGGGGGGACAUUAAAACAAGCAAAUUAAUAUAUACAAUCUUAGAACUGUGCUAAGUUCCACAUGUAGCUCAUUUGUGUUUUUAACUGGCCUUUCUGUUUUCAUCUUUCCCAGUACAAAGGUGGCUCAUUGGAGAAUUGAUUUAAGUUCCCAGCAUGAGUUGUUCCUGGAAAACUGACUAUGGUGGGGGAGGGGUUGCUGGCCCAAGAUGUUAAAGUUCAACAUUUUGUUUUAUUCUGUUGUUGUUGUUUUUUUUAACAUUCUCUUGAGGAUGACUUCAAAAUGAACCUCCCCACUUUACUCAACCCCCUUUUUUUUGUAAAUUAUGUAAAUUCAUAUUUAACUAUAUGAUUGAAAAAAAAAGUAACUUGGAAUCAUAACUUGUGGCUUUGUCUGUUCUGUUUCCUCUGGAUCUCACUAUAAGCUUCUUUCACUCCAAACAUCUUAAAAUGUAAUUUGUAGUCCAUGAGAAGAUGUUUGGUGGAGGAGCUCAAAACCUGCUACACAGCACAGAUUUUGGAGUAGGUGCUGAAGUAGAGUGGAGAUAGUUAAUGUGUUGAGCAAAGGAGGGUUCGUCUUGGCUAAAAUGUUAUAUUCUAUAUGAAUAUUAUGUAAGUUAUUAUAGUUGUAGAAGUAAAUAUCUAUCACAAGUAAAUGGUAAGUUUCUGAUUUCAUAGGAGACUUUGUACAUUUUAGAGAAGCAGAUUAUUUAUUGUGAAAACUAUUUACUGCAACUAUUUCUUUGGUUGAAUUUUUUAAAAAGUAAAGUCUCUGUAUAUAUUUUAAGAACAUGUUUUGGAUUUUCCCCAAACUUAGUAAAAUACAAAUUAUUUUUAAAAUGCAUAUGUGCCUUUUGGCUAUAUGCUCUCUUUGGAAGAAAUUCUUAGUACUAUCAACACGUUAUACAUGGGAACAGUCAAAUGCCUAAUAAACUUUCCAAAUAUUA
This is a messenger RNA of Monodelphis domestica (gray short-tailed opossum), 2727 nucleotides long. It is a transcript of the gene EDN3, whose product is annotated as endothelin 3. NCBI's taxonomy places the organism in Eukaryota, Metazoa, Chordata, Mammalia, Didelphimorphia, Didelphidae. Gene Ontology annotation, biological process: intracellular calcium ion homeostasis; regulation of systemic arterial blood pressure by endothelin; vein smooth muscle contraction. Gene Ontology annotation, molecular function: endothelin B receptor binding; hormone activity. Gene Ontology annotation, cellular component: extracellular region. The record is from RefSeq and is a predicted model, not a curated record.